This is a messenger RNA of Saccharomyces kudriavzevii IFO 1802, 1614 nucleotides long. It is a transcript of the gene ATG32, whose product is annotated as mitophagy protein ATG32. The record is from RefSeq and is a predicted model, not a curated record. Lineage: Eukaryota; Fungi; Ascomycota; Saccharomycetes; Saccharomycetales; Saccharomycetaceae. The transcript has a single exon. Bases 1 to 1614 code for a protein of 537 amino acids.
AUGGUAUUGGACUACCCACAAAGAGAAACUAAGGGAUCUUCAUCCAAGAACAUGGCACCUAAUUCCUCGUCAAUGAACAUCCGCCCAUCUUCCGAAGUGGAAGCUGGGGAAGACAAAGGGUUACUUGAUCCUCAUCUAUCUGUGUUAGAACUUUUAGGUAAAACGGGGCAUUCGCCUUCUCCAAUGGGACAUAGCCUGGUCACAUCUAUUGACAUAUCCAGCCACCAUUAUGUGAAUGACAGUAUAUCGGGAUCAUGGCAGGCCAUUCACCCUUUGGACUUGGGCGCUUCUUUUGUCCCAGAAAGAAGCUCUUCUCAAACGACUAAUGGAAGUAUUUUAUCAUCCAGUGAUACUUCUGAGGAGGAGCAAGAGUUGCUUCAAGCCCCUGCCGCUGAUAUAAUAAACAUCAUUAAACAAGGCCAAGAAGGUGCAAGCGUGACUUCGCCGUCUCGCCCCUUUAGACAACUACAUAAGGUGAUAUCACUGCCUCUACCCGCCAAAGGGAGAACCUCGUAUGGUGAACAAGACGAUGAUGACAAUAAUGUCGAUGAUGAUUAUGACGAUGGAGCAUAUGAAGAAGAUAGUGGCACAAUAACGAAAAGCUUGACUUCUUCAACAAAUUCUUUUGUGAUGCCUAAAUUAUCACUGUCGCAAAAGAACCCAGUUUUCCGCCUUCUAAUACUGGGGAGGACGGGGAGCAACUUCUAUCAGUCAAUUCCAAAGGAACAUCAGUCUCUCUUCGAAUUACCUAAAUAUCAUGAUUCCACAGCAUUCCCACAAUAUACAGGCAUCAUCAUAAUUUUCCAAGAGCUGAGAGAGAUGGUAUCUUUGCUAAAUAGAAUCGUCCAAUAUUCACAAGGUAAGCCCAUAAUACCGAUCUGUCAACCGGGUCAAACUAUUCAAGUGAAAAACGUUCUGAAGUCAUUUUUAAGGAACAAACUCAUCAAACUGUUGUAUCCUCCAGUAGUUGUGACCAAUAGAAGAGAUCUGAAAAAAAUGUUUCAGAGGUUGCAAGAUCUAUCUUUGGAAUACGCGGAAGAUGGUGAUAAUGACGAUGAAGAUAAUGACGAUGAAAUUAUACAUACAAACUCUCGAUCAUACUAUCGUAAUAAGAAGGCCAACAGUUCAAAGAAGAAAUCCUUCAAAUCAAAUAAAAAGCCCAAGAAGAAGAAACAGAGAUCUUUGACAAGAUGGUUUACUUGGGGCGUUUCGAUUACCAUAGGAAUAAGUUUUGGAUGCUGUGUCACAUAUUUUGCCACUGCAGCAUACGACCACCAAACAGGCAAGUCUUUCAAUUUGCGGUCAUCCAUACUAACUUCUUUGCUCUCCUUGGAUUCUUAUCACGACACAGUCAACACGCCUGCCACUACUUCUACCUCUUCUGGUGAACAGUUUUUGUGGUUUGAUAAAGGCACACUCCAGAUAAACUUCCACUCGGAUGGAUUCAUUAUGAAAAGUCUUACUGUCAUCAAGGAUACUUGGAGCAAAAUGAAUGUUUUUGUCUUGAAUGCUCUCUCUAGACCUUUGAAUUUUUUAGAGAAUCUCAACAAAAACUCUGAUUUUUCCCUUGAUGAAUCUAAUCGGAUUUUGGCACUCGGUUAUAUUUUAUUAUAA